This is a messenger RNA of Chara braunii, 1030 nucleotides long. NCBI's taxonomy places the organism in Eukaryota, Viridiplantae, Streptophyta, Charophyceae, Charales, Characeae. The record is from the annotation of a GenBank genome assembly.
CAGUAAACCAAUUACUUAUGAACUGCUAGCCGAUAUUGAUCGUCGCAUUUCCGUGAGGUUGCUAGCGGAAGCCGAAGACGCUGUGGCUCGGCUCGACGCCCGCGCUCGUUAUUCUCCUUUCCGGACGCCUUGGAUGCAGCGCAUGCUCUAUGGGGAAGCCUGCGCCGCAAGCCUCGUCGAAGGCGAACUUGUCUUAGUGUCGGAUCUGGUCAUGUUUGAUCAGGGUGGCUGGAAUGGAGGGCCGCGCGAAGAUUUGAUGCGGGCGCGACAAUCGUUGCUGGCUUGGCGACGCGCGGUACGUGCGAACGCGCCACGUAUGCUAGGUGAAAUUCAAACAGAUCAGCUUCGACCCGGCGGUGCUGACCGCGCUUCAGACCUAGACAGAUUUUGGGAUGAGGCGUGGGGGGCUGAGGAUCGGUUGACGGCGUGGCAUCAAGCCGUCGAGCUGUCGCGACGGCUUCCACCCCUUUUAUCGGCCGCGAUCGCUUGGGAUGCGUGGAUGCUCCUACAGCCGGAUCAGAUUAGGUCAUGGAAAAGCACCCUUGGUGCUGCGCUUGUUCUUAAGAUGCGCCGCAAGACAUCAUCGUGCCUGCUGCCCUUGAACACUGGAUGGCGGUUUUCAUCAUACCGGCGCAUGCCCCACCACAGUAUUGUUGUUCGUCUCAAUGGUUUUCUUGAAUGGAGCCUCAAGGCUGCUGAACACGGCAACCAGAUGCUUGAGCAGAUGAGCCGUGCCGAUUGCAGACUUCGAGUCCGACUGGAAGGGCGUCGACGGAAUUCGCGAUUAGGUCAACUGGUUGAGUUUUUCUAUGCAUCGCCGCUCGUCUCGAUACCUGCGGCCGCGCGGAAGCUGGGUUGUUCGCAGCAGGCGAUUUCGGGGAUGCUGAAGGAACUUGGAAGCUCCAUUCGCGAGGUGACCGAGCGGCCUCACUACCGAAUGUGGACGCUGACGUGACGGGAGAUUGUCUCGCAGUAGUGACAGCCACUCAAUCGCUUCCCCCGGCUCCCGGUAGCAGGUCGCCGGAAUCGA